AUGAAAUCGGUUGUGGCCAUUUUAAUAUUAGCAGCUUUUGCUGAAGCUGGUUUAAUUUUCCGGCAAAAUGUUAGAAACCAAAAACCAGCUCUUAUUGAUAAAUUGUCAAUGUUGAGAUAUCCUUCGAGCAGGAUCACAAAUGGUCAAGAAGCUGGACGUCAACAAUUUCCUCACCAGGUAGGAAUUUGGAUAGAUUUGGGAGAUGGUAGAGGAUUUUGUGGAGGUGCCUUAAUAUCAUCUCAAUAUGUGUUGACUGCUGCUCACUGUGCUCAAGAGUCAAAUAAUUUUACGGUUUACCUUGGAGCUCACAAUAUUUACGAUACUGUCGAAGAAGGAAGAGUAGAAAUUCUAUCUCAUGAAAGAGUGAUACAUGAAAAAUGGGAUUACGAAUAUUUAGAAAAUGAUAUUGCUUUACUUAAAUUAUCAAAACCCGUCAAAUUUGCAGAUAAUAUUCAAGCAGUAAAGUUGCCAAGAAAAAGCGACGAAAAUGCUUCAUUUGAUGAUGUAGACGCAACUAUUUCUGGAUGGGGAAGACUGAACUACACUGACAGUAAAUUGAGUCCUGUUUUACGGUUUGGACAAAAUAAAAUAAUGUCUAACGAAAGAUGCCAAGGAUACUUCCCUCAUAAUGUUGUAGACACCACUAUUUGUUUGAGUGGAGAAAAUGGAGUUUCCACAUGUCGUGGUGAUUCCGGUGGCCCGAUGAUCAUUAAAGACAAUGAAGGAACUGUUCGACUUGUUGGUUUAUCGUCUUUUAGCAAAUAUGCAUGUGGAUAUGGUACACCAGCAGGUUUUACAAGAGUUUCCAAAUAUUUGGACUGGAUUGCCAAACAUUCGGAUGUUGAAAUAGAACCUUAUGUUAUUGAAAUAAUAGAAAAUGAAGAAUACAGAGUCGAAUUUAAAUCUGGAGGAAGGCACAUGAGCGUCUGUGUGCUUUUGGGACCUGGAUUUCCAGUCGAUAAACCCCGUUUGUUAAUAAGACCAAUAGUUCAACAUUCCUGGAUUCAACAGAUGACUGGUGAAGUAAUAGAUGCCCCUGGAUUAUUAAAUUUUACUGUGCAUUCCGAUCUUGGACGAGUAGUUCAAGCUAUAAUAAGAGAGUUUGAACGAAAUCCUCCGUCCCCUGUUGAUUCUGGUAUAUUGAUGCCACAAACAUCGGUUGCUGGUAAAAUUUCAUAUAAAGAUAAUCUAGAUACGAGUGAAAGUGGUACUCCCAUUGAUUCAAUUAGAAUGCAGUUACAACAAUUAAAUAAUAAUGAAUUAAGAAAAUUAUUAAAUGAUGACCACUUAGAUGAAUUUUUAUCAACAAAUGAACAAAUGCAGCAACAAACUACCGAUCUAGACAACAUGAUGCAGAACGUAGAAUCCAUAGCUAAUUCAACAAUAGUAAAAGAAGCAGAGCUGGAGAAAUUAAAGAAGAACCUAAUGACCAGUCUUGAAAUGCUUUCGCAGUUAAGACAGAGUUGUGAAUCACUAAACGAUAAAUAUCAGCAAAUGGCAGAUAGAUAUGCACCACAGAAUAUUUGUGAACUUCUACAAAAAUUUGCAGCAACUUGUGAUAGAGAUUGUGAAGAAAUAGCUGAAAUGUUUUUGAAUGGCGAAUACAGUGUAGAAUUAUUUAUAUCUGAAUUUAUGAGUGCCCGGAAACUAUCUCAUAGUCGUAAAGCCAAAGAAGAACGAUUGAAAAUGAAGUCUCUAUUAGCAGUAUUGUUGUUGGUUGUUGCCACGUCGGCAACUGGAAUUGAUUGGAAAAAUGUGAAACCUAUCGAGCAACCUGCCAUCAUGAGCAAUUUGCCUGCAUGGAGGAAAACUGGAGAACGUAUUGCUGGGGGUGAAGAAGCUACACCACAUCAGUUCCCAUUCCAGGUUGCUGUUCUUGUUCACAUGGAUGAUGGAAAAAGUGCAUUCUGCGGAGGUUCUUUGGUUUCCCAAAACUAUGUAUUGACUGCUGCUCAUUGCGCCGAUAAAGCAAAAUCAUUCACUGUUGUUCUUGGAGCCCACAACGUAACUGAUGAAAACGAAGCCGGAACUUUGAGAGUAGAGACUUCCACUAAAGUUGUCCACAAGGACUGGAACAGUUUCUUAUUGAGAAACGACAUUGCCUUGGUUAAGCUGCCAUCACCAGUUCAAUUGAAUGAUCGUGUACAAUUAUCUCGAUUGCCGAAAAAAAGUCAAGCCACAACCACUUUUGAUAAUUUGAACGCAACCGCUUCAGGUUGGGGAAAGAAUGGAGACUCUGCUACCACAAUUACUUCAGUUUUGCAAUUUGUUCAUAAUAGUGUAAUGCCAAAUGAAGAAUGCAAUCAAUUUUUCUUGGGAGUAAUCCAACCUACCAAUAUCUGUUUCAGUGGUGUUGGAGGAAAAUCCACUUGCGCGGGUGACUCUGGCGGUCCAUUAACCGUCGUUGACACCGAUGGCAAAACAACACAGGUGGGUUUGACAUCAUUUGGAUUGGCUUUUGGAUGCGAAUUGGGAUUCCCUACUGGUUUUACAAGAGUAAGCAGCUAUUUGGAUUGGAUCGAAGAGAAUUCUGAUGUUAAAAUUGAAGCAUGAUGAUAUAAUUUUUAGUUAUUAAGUUUUAAGUAAAACUAUUUCACUGAACAUAGGUAAUGAUUUAUAGAUAAACCUAUAAUAAACAUUUUUACAAAAGU
Ctenocephalides felis (cat flea) is the source of this 2651-nucleotide messenger RNA. RefSeq lists its product as uncharacterized. The transcript has 19 exons. Gene Ontology annotation, molecular function: serine-type endopeptidase activity. Bases 1 to 2553 code for a protein of 850 amino acids. Gene Ontology annotation, biological process: proteolysis. The record is from RefSeq and is a predicted model, not a curated record. NCBI's taxonomy places the organism in Eukaryota, Metazoa, Arthropoda, Insecta, Siphonaptera, Pulicidae.